This is a messenger RNA of Dovyalis caffra, 2232 nucleotides long. The record is from the annotation of a GenBank genome assembly. Lineage: Eukaryota; Viridiplantae; Streptophyta; Magnoliopsida; Malpighiales; Salicaceae.
AUGGGAAAUUUUAGCGAAGAGGAAGAGCAAGAAUCAAACUUUUUCGAUACCCAUCAGGAGAUAUCUUCUGUUUCCGAUUGGAGUUCAGAUUGUGGGGAUUGUAGCCCUAGUGUUUUGAAUAGUUUUUCAUAUGAUGAUUGGACUAAGAAUCCAGAAAGUGUUCAAGAUCGGCGGCGGAGGUUCUUCAAGUGGAUGGGUUUAAGUUUGAAUCGAAAUGAAGGUGUUGAAGAGGAGUUUUAUGAUGAUUCCAAGGACAAAAUCCAAUUAGGUGUUGAUGAUAGGAUGGUGGAUACUAGCGGAGUGGUGUUAAGGACAUCAAGUUUUGAAGAUGGCUUUUUGUCAACUCAGUCUUCGAUGUCUUCCGAGUCAAAUGAAGUUUGGCGACAAUCAUUUGAAAGUGGUAUGUCGGAUGGGAAUAUUGUUUGUAGAAUUAAAAAUUUGGAUGAUGGAACAGAGUUUCUGGUGGAUGAAUUGGAUGAGGAUGGAAUGCUUAGUAGACUGCACGAGGUGGGAUCCAAUCAAUCUCUUAGUUUUGAAGAGUUUCGACGAACACUGGGUACAUCUCCUUUGGUUGAAAGAUUUUUGAAGAAAUAUGUUAAUGAUGGAAGAGAUAUAGUAGAAGCCAAAAGGAAAGCUAAAAGGAGUUGGCUGAAGAAAUUUGGUUUGAUGGGAAGGAUUAUACAUAGACAAGGGACAGCUGCCUCGAAGCCCUGUGAUCUUGAAUCAACCACAGGAGCAAGGAUGCAUAGAGUUAAAGUUCAUCCAUCCAAAAAGCACACCAAAGAAUUGUCUUCCCUCUUUACUGGACAGGAAUUUCUGGCUCAUAAGGGAUCAAUUUUGACAAUGAAAUUCAGUCUUGAUGGGCAAUACCUGGCAAGUGGUGGUGAAGAUGGUGUCGUGCGUGUGUGGAAAGUGAUUGAGGAUGACAGAUCCAUUCACUUUGACAUCCCAGCCACCGAUCCCUCGUAUCUAUAUUUCACAAUGAAUCAUCUUUCUGAACUAGCUUCUCUUGAUGUGGAUAAAAAGAAAAUUGAUAAAAUGAAGAGACAUGGAUCAUCAGAGUCCACAUGUGUUGUUGUUCCACCAAAGGUGUUCAGGGUAUUGGAGAAGCCUCUGCAUGAGUUUCAAGGACAUAGCAGCGAGGUUUUGGAUCUCUCGUGGUCUAAGAAAAGGUUUCUAUUGUCCUCUUCUGUUGAUAAGACGGUUCGCCUUUGGCAAGUGGGAUGCCACCGAUGCUUGAGAGUUUUUUCCCAUAAUAAUUAUGUGACUUCUGUUGAUUUCAAUCCUGUGGAUGACAAUUAUUUCAUCACUGGCUCAAUAGAUGGUAAAGUUCGCAUCUGGGAAGUGCUAGGCUGUCAGGUUGUUGAUUAUACUGAUAUACGGGAGAUAGUUACUGCUGUGUGUUAUCGUCCUGGUGGAAAGGGAGGACUGGUAGGCACAAUGACAGGAAACUGCCUCUUCUAUGAUGUCAUAGAUAAUCGACUGCAACUGGAUGCUCAAAUAUGCUUACAGAGCAAAAAGAAGCUACCAGGCAAGAGGAUAACUGGCUUUGAGUUCUCCCCAAGUGACCCAAGCAAAGUAGUUGUCACUUCUGCUGAUUCACUAGUACGAGUGCUAUGUGGCCUGGAUGUCAUUUGCAAAUUCAGGGCUUCGAGCCUUCGGUUUGCAGCAAACCAGACUUCUGCAUCUUUUACCUCGGAUGGGAAACAUAUUAUAUCAACAAGUGAAGAUUCUAAUGUCUACAUCUGGAACAAUACCAGCCAGGAAAGGACUUCUCGAGCAAAGAACAUUCAGUCUUGUGAGAGCUUCUUGUCUCAAAAUGCAUCUGUUGCUAUACCUUGGUGCGGUAUUGAAACUGUUCCAGGAACGCUUUCAUAUCCUGAAACUGGUGGGGAUGGUACUAGUUUACAAAAUGACCAUAACCGUCCGAAAUUUUGUGGAGAGCUUGACCAGAAAAGGCUUUCCUCUUCUCCAUCAGACUGUUUCUCUCUUGCCCGUGGAUUUCUGUUGGAGACUUUGACAAGGGGAUCUGCAACUUGGCCUGAGGAGAAACUUCCCAACUCAAGUCCGAGGGCAGCCUCACCUACAAAAUCUAGACCCGAGUUCAAGUAUUUGAAGAAUGCUUGCCAAAAUAUGUUAAGUUCUCACAUGUGGGGUCUUGUGAUUGUAACUGCAGGCUGGGAUGGACGGAUUAGAACAUACCUCAAUUAUGGUUUGCCUCUUCGACUGUGA